Molecule: messenger RNA, 4996 nt
Organism: Planococcus citri (citrus mealybug)
Lineage: Eukaryota; Metazoa; Arthropoda; Insecta; Hemiptera; Pseudococcidae
Product: ankycorbin-like
Exons: 15
Coding region: 609-4526 (1305 amino acids)
Biological process (GO): protein localization to ciliary inversin compartment
Cellular component (GO): ciliary inversin compartment
Molecular function (GO): protein binding
Source: RefSeq, a predicted model, not a curated record
ACGCCAUAAGCGACUGACUUUAGUUUCCAAUGUUUCCAUGACAGCCAUGAUCUGAGAAGUAUUACAACACGAGUUGGUUCGAGUUAGAACUGAUAGUAAUUGUAAACUUGUAGACAGUGUUUUUUGUCGCGAAACAAUCGGAUCACACUCACAUGCUUUCAACGCUUCAAAAUUUAAGAGAUACUUUGUCCGUUCAUACUUUCUAAUGAGUUUAAUAUUCAAACGCUUAAAGAUAUAAAUUCGCGAUUAGUGUAAGAUUGUUUUCCAGUUUAAAAAUUUGUUCCAAUAAUGUAAUCUGUGAUCAUAAUUCUACCUAAUCUUUUAAAUUCAAUGUUUCAAAUUGUAAUACCAAAUCGAGUUAUAAACAUUUCAGUGAAAUAUUUUCCGAGGUUUCAUUACGGUUGCUUAGUAGAAAGUGAAUAAAUUAUGAGAUGGCUAAAUAAACGACACGAGUACAAUCAGAAUUUAGCAGAAUUAGUGCAGAAGACAUCUUUUUGUAAUGGAUGAAUUGUGAGUGGUAGGAGCAGGAAGACUGAAAGAAAAAUAUGUCCCAGGCUACUUAGAAUGAAUUAUUCAUCGAAAUGGAAUAGAAUAUCACAAAGUACCAGAUGGCUUCAGCAGCUACAGCUCGCCACUCCUGGAACGAUCAAUUUCGAUUGAGUUUUCAAGAAAUAGAAAUCAGCUCGUCAGAAGGUGCUACAGCUUUAAUGUACGCAUGCCAACAAGAAAAUGUCGAGCAGUUGAUAGCAAUCUUGAAAAAGAAGCCUCAGACAGUUGGAGAGAGAGACAGAACGUUAAAAACUGCGUUACAUUAUUGUGCAGAAAAUUCAUCUCUCAAGUGUGCAGAAAUCGUUUUAAAUGCUGCCCCGGAAUUAUUAGAUGCUGCGGAUGAAGACGGAUACACAGCUUUACAUUUAGCGGUAAUUGCCGGAAACGUUCUACUAGUAAAUUUUUUACUAUCGAAAAAUGCCGACAUAAAUAAAUUAGACACCGAAAGACAUUCUGUCAUACAUUGGGCAACAGUUUGCGGCGAGAUCGAGCUUUUGCAGAUUUUAUUGAAAUGCGGAGCUAAUCCUUCAACUCCUGAUGUGCAUGGAGGAUAUCCGAUACAUUAUGCUGCACAAAUGUGUGGCACCAGUUCAGAAAUUGGAAAUGAUUUUCGAUUAGGAUUAGGAGUGCUGAGAGUAUUGUUGAAUUACCAUGUUGAUGUUAAUGCGACUGAUCACGAUGGAAGACCGCCAUUAUUAUGGGCUGCUAGUGCUGGAAGCUCAGAUGCUGUAUUGGCUUUGACAAAUGCGGGGGCAUCUAUUCAAGCACAUGAUAAAGAUGGCUUAACUGCCCUUCAUUGUGCAGCCAGUCGAGGUCAUACUGAUUGUUUGGAAACAUUAAUAGAACUUUGCGGAGCCGACGUGGACGUAAUCGAUAACAAUGGUUGUUCACCGUUAUUUUACAGUGUUACUUUAGGACAUGCUGAUGCUACACAAUUGUUACUUCAAUUUGGCGCCAACGCCAAUCGUCAAGACCGCAAAGGACGCACUCCCGCUCAUUGCGGAGCAGCUAAAGGACAAUUCGAAACAUUACGUAUUUUGAAAAAACACAACGGAAAUUUGUGGAUACGAAAUAUUAGAGGAGAUUACUGUAUUCACGAAGCAGUAAAUGCUGGAAGAAAAGAUUUGGUUAAAUGGUUAUUGUCUCAAAGACCUGAUGCGGUAAAUUCUUCCAACGUAGAUGGUCGAUGCCCACUACACAUUGCAGCAAUUACGAAUAAUAUUGAAAUGUGUAAGGUGUUAUUGGAUUAUCAGUCAUUGGUGAAUCCGGUUAUGAAAACAAGUAAAGGUGAUAUGAUGACUCCUUUAGAUGCGGCCCUCUGUAAAAGUAAUAGAGGGUGCGCGAAAUAUUUACAGUUGCAUGGAGGAGUUCCAGCUACUAAAUUGUCCAGCUAUUCGGCGGCUCUAAGAGGACCUCGCAGAAUGGAAUCACAUUCAGAUUAUCACGGUUCUCCGGAUGGUACUUUGGAAGCACCUUUCCAAAAUCGUAAUUCUCGAUCAUUAGAUACCAGUCCUUGCGGAUACCAAACCACUAAGAGCAGAACAGUUCAAGUUCGAAUUGAAGCAAACUUAUGCUCAGAAAAUAUUCGAGAAUCAAACGUAUACAGCGAUGAAAUUAAAUGCACCUACGAGAAAAGUAAACGAAAAGGCACAAAUCAUGGCAACAGUUACCAUCGAAGUGUUAUAAAAACUUCAACCAAUAGAAGUAAUAGCCGUCAAUGCGACAAUGGCAACGAUACCUAUUUCAGCAACAGCUUGGAUUCGAAUUCCAGUGACUUCUCUGAUCGUUCGUCAGAAAAUGACUCUCGAAAGAAAAGAAGACGCCGACGACGACAACGGAAAAUGAGAAGAAAAACAAGCGAAAAUAUUCAAAAAGAAACAGAAAACCUAGAUGCCACAAAUCCAGCCGAGGAACGCGUACAUAAAACUAAAUUAGACGAAGAUAAUGAUAUAAAUCAUCUUAUUGAAACAACUAAAUCGGAAAAUCUUCACACUGUUACCGCACUAGUACAUCGGGAAGAUGAACAAGAUAUGACGGAUAAUAAGAAAAAUGGUAGCAGUGAAAACGAAUAUCAAGAAAUACAAUACCAAAAACUAGAAGUACAGGAUGGAACAAGCGAAGAAGCUGAUUCGUCUAAUGCAAAUCAAAAAGUUGAUCCAGAUAAUCUUGUUGCACCUGAAAAUGUCGAUGUAACGAAAAAAGACCUUGCUGAUCACGAAGAGAUCAUAGAGAAGAAAAUCGUAAAAGAAGAAAUGAAUGAGAUUAAAAAAGAGGAAAAUAAGGAUGCAAGCGGCGCUAAAGUUGAGCCAGAAGCAGUCUCAACUCCAUCAAAAUCGGAAGAACAAGUACAAAAAAAAUCAAAAGAUUUUGAUGAUGGUAAUUCCGCAGAUAAAAGUAAGCAACAAACUCGCGUACAGUUUGAUACCAGUAACUUGGACGUUGAAAACGAUGCGCAUAAUUUAUCAGAUACUCAAAAAUCAAAAACUGAAAACGCUAGAAAUGUAGAGGAAUUGGAACAAAAUACGAAUGUUAUAAAAACAGAAAACGAGACAACAGUAGAAACAACCCAAGAAACCGGAUCCAAAACAGCAACUACCGAAAAAGAAGACCCAUCUUUAAACCAACAGAACGAAGAAUUAAAGGAGGAAACAAAUGACGAUGCUUCUUCUAUUGAAAUCAAAAAUUAUCAGCGAGAAAUUGCCGAAGAAAUGAAAAAUGAUGAAAAUUAUGAAUUUCCUGAAAAUUACAACACCGAUGAGGUAAAACAAGAAGACCAAUCAUCCGUGCGCAACGAGUUUGAUAAUUCCACAAUCGAUACGCGAUCCAACGAAUUAUUCAAUUUAAACGAUAAUUUCACGAAAGAUAGGGGAUUGAUAUGUGUUAUUUUGGAUGACGACGAAACCAUCGAAAUCAAACGUCGCAAAGAUACAAUUAUGGUGAAAAACAGCGCGGAUUUUCAGAACGUCAGUAGAGCAAAGAGUGAGACGAGAAAAACUGAUGAAAAUAGCAAAAAAAUCGAACGUCGCUCUAGAAGCAGUUUUGAAGUUUUACCAGAUGACGACGAAAAACGGGCUUCCAGAUUCACCCCUUAUGAUGAUUCGAAUGCUGGCUCAUCUCGCAAACGGAAUGAAAUUUCUACUAUGGAAGAUGCCUCCAAAAAAGCAAAAAGUAAAAUCCCUCGGGCAACUAAUAAAUUAGACAAAGAAAAUUUUACAGAUGUGAACGUUUCAUCAGUCACCCAAGCUGUUCAAAACAGCUUACGAAAGUAUCACCUAGAGAGGAGGAUUUUUCAUACAUUAUUAGAAUUAAAAAGAUUACAAAUACGAGCUGGUAAAUCUAACGAACAAAUUCUCGUAAAACGUCUCGUUGACGAUUAUCAAAAAGCUGGUUUAAUCGUCGGAUUGCGUCAAUACGAUGGCAUUUACUCAUUUCGCCAUUUCGAAAGAUAUUUAUAUGAACAACUACGCAUUUUACAAUCAGCGAAUAAAAAAGAUAUACCACGAAUCAAAUCAACCGACGACUUCGAAAGAUUGACGAAAGCACUGAAGAGAACUCGAGCUGGUAAGACGUUGCUGCAAAAUGUUCCCGAUAACCCUUUAUUUUGUACCCAUGGAACUCAUCGCUGCAUUCAUGCUACUCAUGCUUACACCGGAAUACCGUGUGCAGCUUACAUUUCAAAAAUAGAUCAUCAUCUGCUACCAAAAACCAACACCGAAUCCUAUCGAUGUUUUUUACCUCGAAUAGAUGAUAAACCUACCCAACGUAAGCAACCUACGGAAAUUGCCAAGUGCUUGAAAAACGUCGAUCCAUCUAAACCAGUUACGCUUGAAUUAAUUCAUGGAGCUGAAAAGCAAAUAAUCUCGUUACCAACCGAGAAACUUGAUAAAAAUAAGCGUUAUUACGUUACAUUUACAAUUAAAGGGUCCAAUAAUACGGAAGAGAGAUCAUCAUCGGAUGGAGAAAAAGAUCUUUCGUAGAUGACCAGAAGACAUCUUCAGCUGUAAUACGUACUUGUGUAUUUUAGAUUUUUAUCUGUCAAAUAACGUGGCUAGGUAUUGAACAAAACUAAGAAAUCAGGAAUACCUACCUGUACCUAGUACCUACUACGUUUUCAAGAAUGAGGAGAUGAGGACUUAUAUUUUUAGUAGAUACAGACGGCGAGGACACUUAAUCAUCCUGCAAUGUGAUUAUAUACGUGCAGUAAGGCAUGAGUAUGAAAAAUAUAAUUUAUUUAUGAUGAUAUUUUUUUUUAUGUAUGUUAUGUAGCUGUCCAAGAGUGUUUUUCAAAAAUGUCGGUUGCUUAAAAAUUUGUACUCAUGAUUUUUAUUAAAUAUACCUAAUUGCGAAUAACUUAAACCAUGAUUAUACAGAUUUUUUGUAAUGUCUGCAGAAUUUAUGUAUUUCCAGUGUAUGUACAAAUAAAAAUAAAGGCAUGAAUACAUAAGUA